This is a messenger RNA of Trifolium pratense (red clover), 1594 nucleotides long. RefSeq lists its product as uncharacterized. Lineage: Eukaryota; Viridiplantae; Streptophyta; Magnoliopsida; Fabales; Fabaceae. Bases 9 to 1463 code for a protein of 484 amino acids. The record is from RefSeq and is a predicted model, not a curated record. The transcript is spliced from 5 exons.
GUCCAACAAUGAGACUGGAAGUACAAGAAAAUCAAAAGACAAGAGACAUGUUACUUGCACGACAAUCCGAGAAGGUUGAAGUCAAAACGCGACAAGGGAAUGAAAUUAAAGAGGCUGCAGCAUUUGAGGUACCUCCUUUAGGAUCUGCACGCAUAUCGCAGAAUAAAAAGCCACAGAAAGUGGCUUUCUGUCCUAAAGAAGUUAAGAGGAUAAUUGAAUCUGAAGCCCUUGAGCAAAAAAAUGCUCAGACACACACUAUAAGGAAAAUUAUAGUUUUUGCAUCACUUGGCAUAAGACAUGGGUGUGAAGAUAUGCAUGAAUUGGACUUCAACCAUUUUAGCAUUUUGAAGAAAGGAGAACCAUAUGUGUCUCCGAAGAAUAUAGGGGAGCAUGUUUUAUACGAGAAUCCUGGUGUUAGGAGGAAAAUAUUUUAUCCGAAUCAACAAAACCGUUCAUUAUGUCCUGUCCAGAUACUUGAAGAAGAAAGAGCUAUGCGUCCAUCUGAUGCUGCAGAUUGUCCAUCAUGCUUAUUCUUGUGCAUUAAAUACGGUGGAAGGACAAGAAAUCUUCCUCAAAAUGAAUAUGUGAGGCAGAGGAUGGGAAGAAACAAAUUGAAGUCUUUUGGGCCACUUAUGUGCCGAAUGGCGAUGUUGGUUCAUGUUCGCAGUGGAAGCUUUUUCUUCAAGGCAUUGGGCAUUACACUUCUGUUUAUGGCAGGAUUUCCUGAUGAUCUAGUUCAGAAAGAAACCAAAUACCAGAAUUUAGACUUGCUUCAGAAAUAUUACAGGACUGAUGAAGAUGCUGAAGGGGAGGAUUUAUUUCUUCAACAUAUAAUUGCAUACAAUAAUGGUACUCGUGAACCCCAAAAUUCAACUAAAAAGGUCCUUCCUGCAAAAUCCAAAAAGAGAAUGAACUCUAAUGCCGUCAUCAAGUCGAAUGAUUUGCAAAAUCCCCCACCACAACAGCCAACACCAACGAAAAUGAGUUCAGCAGCUACUCAAUUUGGUUUAACUGGCUAUUCUUCUACUCCAAGUCAAACAUAUGCAAUGCAAAUGACACCAUUUCAUUCUAUGCCAUCUCAAAUUUCCCAAAAUUCUUCUCAUAUGCCAAAUCCAGCUCUUGCUCCUUAUAGUACUAAUAUAUCUGGUAAUAUUAGUUUACAUCAAAUGCUGCCACCACAACCAGCGGCAAGUACUUUUCUGCCAGUGAUGUAUUGGCCACCACUUCCACCAACUGCAUUUUUUCCUGGACCAUAUCCUUCUACAUUUGGAUACCACUCUUUGCCUUCUACUGCAAGUUACAUGUCGUUCCAAACACGACCUUAUUAUUACAAUAACCCUACAUGCAACUUCUCCUUAGAAAAGCUAUUAGAUGAAAGAGUAAACAAUGAGUCAGCCUCAGAUGAAACUGAGAGUGACACUGAUAGUUCAGGUGGCUGCACUGAGCAUAAGCAGGGAGCAUAGUUCCAAAAAUAAAUAGACUUAUUGCUAAAAUGACAAUGACAUAUAUACUAUGGUCAUAGAUUAUGAUAUAAACUUUGAAUGCAAUCAUUGUUAGGUGGUUUAAGACUUGAAGUGGCAUGAUUGUAAAAGAA